Messenger RNA from Durusdinium trenchii, 534 nucleotides. NCBI's taxonomy places the organism in Eukaryota, Dinophyceae, Suessiales, Symbiodiniaceae. The record is from the annotation of a GenBank genome assembly.
AUGGUGUUGGGCAGCGGCGUUGCUGGCACUUUGGGUGUGCUUGCUCAGUGGGCGGGACUUGCAGACUGCUUGCGUGGCGACACACUCGUGACCAUGGCAGACCGAUCCAAGAAGAAGAUCAAGGAUGUGAAAGUGGGCGAGAAGAUUUUGAACUACAAUAAAGGCAAGCUCCGAGUGAAGACGGUGCUUGAGGUCAAGGAAAGUUCCAGCCGGACUUUGCGAGAGCUUUUACUGCAAUCUGCAGAUGGCAAGGAGUUCACCAUCAAGGCCACUGGAGGACAUCCAUUCUACACAAAGGAGAAGGGAUGGGCAGUGGUUUCGCUCGAUGAGGGUCAUUUUGACAAGUCCAAGCCUGUCAAAGAGCUUACCAUUGGUGAGACUCUUGUUGUUCGCGGAGAUGCUGGGGCAAAGCUUGUGAGGAUCGGGGAGGCUUUGCCUACACAAAGGACCUACAACCUGAUCAUUGAUGGGCCUGGCACUUUCUUCGCAGAAGGCAUUUUGUCGCACUCAGGACUGCCGCCGCCCAAAAAGUGA